Sphenostylis stenocarpa is the source of this 936-nucleotide messenger RNA. The record is from the annotation of a GenBank genome assembly. NCBI's taxonomy places the organism in Eukaryota, Viridiplantae, Streptophyta, Magnoliopsida, Fabales, Fabaceae.
AUGUUAGAGGGGCAUCAACUUUUGGGGUUCGGCUUCUUUGUAGUUGGUUUAUGGCACUUCUUCAACCACGUGAAGCUCCAUGCUCUUAGCUCCAAGUCCUACACAUCAUCAACACUAUGGUUUCCCACCACAAUAUCCAGAUACUUGGAGCUCCACUUCGUCAUGGCAAGCUGCACAAUCUUCAUUGCCAUGGAGCUCUUCAUUGCUCCCAUUCAUCACCAACCAUUUGACCCUGAUGGAACCAUUCCCUCCAGCCAUCUCCACAACUUUGAACACUCCUCCAUGGCCAUGGCUUUCUUGGUCUAUGCCGUCUUUGCCAUAGUUCUUGAUAGAAAAUGCAGUAAAGCUCAACAUGAGCUAACUCAUUUGCUAGCAGCCAUCGCUUUUACACAACAAUUUCUUCUUAUCCACCUUCACUCUAGAGAUCACAUGGGACCAGAAGGCCAAUACCACCUCUUGUUGCAACUUUUGAUCCUUAUUUCUUUGACUACGACCCUCAUGGGAAUUGCAAGGCCUAAGAGCUUCGUGAUCUGCUUUGUACGUUCUGUGAGCAUAAUCUUCCAAGGUGUGUGGCUUAUGAUCAUGGGAUUCUUGCUUUGGACACCAGGAUUUCAAGCCAAAGGUUGCUUCAUGCACCUUGAAGAAUCUGAUGAAUAUGUGGUGAAAUGCAGUGACGACGAGUCUCUUCAUCGUGCUAUCUCAUUGGUGAAUAUUCAAUUCAGCUUCUUGUUGAUUGGAGUCACCGUUUUCGCAAUGUCUUUCUACUUGGUCAUGGUUAGAAGAUAUAGUGAAAAAGCGGAGUACGUUUCACUGAUGAAGGAGGAACAUUAUCGUGAAGAUGGAUUUGUGAAAUCUAACGGCUCUAUCGACGGCGUUGAAAACAACAUGGACAUUGAAUCCCAAUCCCAAAAGAAAAACAUGAAAGAGCAGAUUUAA